AUGCACUUACGAUUCUACUCAGUUGAUUCCAAGCCAGAACCAAGGAUAAAUCCACAUACAGUGUUUUAUCGACAAUUUUCCAAACCAUUUAUAAAGAUUUGUGCACUUUCACUUGGGACGUAUUAUGGAUUGAUAUAUACAUGGGAAUAUUUAGAAAAGAAGAACAAUGAACGAGAGAUUAAGUAUGAAAGUGAUCAUGAUUAA
Messenger RNA from Lodderomyces parapsilosis, 204 nucleotides. RefSeq lists its product as uncharacterized. The transcript has 2 exons. The record is from RefSeq and is a predicted model, not a curated record. NCBI's taxonomy places the organism in Eukaryota, Fungi, Ascomycota, Pichiomycetes, Serinales, Debaryomycetaceae. Bases 1 to 204 code for a protein of 67 amino acids.